Messenger RNA from Fulvia fulva, 1956 nucleotides. RefSeq names its product Metal tolerance protein 3. Gene Ontology annotation, biological process: transmembrane transport; monoatomic cation transport. NCBI's taxonomy places the organism in Eukaryota, Fungi, Ascomycota, Dothideomycetes, Mycosphaerellales, Mycosphaerellaceae. The record is from RefSeq and is a predicted model, not a curated record. Gene Ontology annotation, cellular component: membrane. Gene Ontology annotation, molecular function: monoatomic cation transmembrane transporter activity. The transcript is spliced from 3 exons. The coding region runs from base 1 to 1956 and encodes 651 amino acids.
AUGUGCGCAUUCACAGAACCUAGCAAGAACGGACAAUCGACAUCACCCAUCGAGAGCCAUCUCACGCGCAUCGCGUCGCAUCGAUCCACCACUACCCCGGACGCUGAACGAAGACCUCAAUCGAAUCGCGAGUCGUCGACAUCUCACAUUCCUCGCAUAUCAGCCUUGAAAGACUUUCUACCCUUGUCAGCGGAAGACGCAUCCCUAACGUCUCCACGCGGGAGUCACUUGCCGAGCAUCUUACAGACGAGAUCCAAUAGCAACCUUGUGAACCGGGCACAAUGGCAUCGGAGAUCGAACAGUAUUACAGUGGCGGAAAUGCCAGCCUUGGGACAGCGGACCAACAGCCAGAACUCAGAUGAAUUCAAUUUGGGGCACAAGUCACAGUUGAGUGACCCAGCAGGUGGUGUAGCAGCAUGGGGUGGAGGGGACGAUCACAGUCGACGACUGAGCUAUCAGGCCAGUCUGCUCAACACACCGCAAAUGCGCAGUCAACGACUGAUCGGCUUCACGAAUCCUCGAUACCAGUGGGAGCAGUACUGGAAGACGGACGAAGAGUUGAACAAGAUCAAGAGCAAGAGCGUGAGGAAGUACUAUGAGCGGAUCAACUACCUCAUACAACAUUAUCUGUACAUCGAUCGAUUGCUGGACAGCAGUCUGCCACACGAUUUGAUCCAGGACUACCACCAUACGCAACCAUCGCCUCAAAUCAAGCCAAUGGCACCCGCUCCAUCAGCAGUUCGCGGAUCAUGGCAAGACGACCUACCCGAGACGAUUGAUGAAGAGGAUGGAGCCGAGCCACCACGGAUCUACCACGAAAGAGCUGGGUCCGCGGAUAGCAUAUUUGCAGAUGGCGCUUUCUAUGCAAAUGGAUCACCAGACCCGCCACCACAGAAAGUUAAACGAACGCCGAAGGAUCUGUACAUGAUCAAGAAGCCCGAGAAGCAAGCAAAUGGAGAUCAUGCGAACGAUGAACAGGCGCCGCUUCUCAGUACCUCCACUUCCAGCGAAGAUCUCGAGUCCGGGCCAACAGUACCCGAUCUUGAGUACGAAGAGGAAACAUCGUCGCAAUCGCCCGUCGUUACUGUCGCCAUCUGGAUCAACGUUGUGGCGAACACGCUCCUUCUGAUACUGAAGAUCAUCGUUGUGGUCUUGAGUAGCUCUGUAUCAGUCCUGGCAUCGCUGGUUGAUGCCGCACUAGACUUCCUCAGUACUGUGAUCGUCGGCAUCACUACAAGGCUAAUCGCGCGAACGGAUCAAUAUGCAUAUCCCAUCGGUCGACGACGAUUAGAGCCCGUCGGUGUCCUAGUCUUUUCCGUCAUCAUGAUAACAGCCUUCAUCCAAGUCCUCUGGGAAGCCACCAGCGCCCUAACCAACGGCAAAAAAGAAAUCGUCGAACUCGGCAUCCCCGCCAUCGCCAUAAUGGCCAGCACCGUCCUGAUCAAAGGCGGCUGCUGGUUCUGGUGCCGCCUCGUCAAAAACUCGUCCGUCCAAGCCCUCGCCCAAGACGCCCAAACCGACGUCGUCUUCAACGUCUUCUCCAUCGUCUUCCCCUUGAUCGGCUUCUACGCGCGAAUCUGGUGGCUAGACCCCGUCGGCGGAAUUUGUCUAUCCCUAUACGUCAUCAUCAACUGGUCGAGCACUGCGAACGAGCAUAUCAGGAAUUUAACGGGCGCGAGCUCGAGUGCGGAUGAGAGGAAUAUUUUGCUGUAUUUGACGAUGCGGUUUGCGAAGACGAUUAAGAAGAUUCAAGGGCUGCAGGCGUAUCAUAGCGGUGACAAGCUGAAUGUCGAAGUCGACAUCGUGCUAGACGAGCAUACAAGCUUGAGGGACUCGCAUGAUCUGGGGGAGAGCUUGCAGUAUGUUUUGGAAAGCGUACCGAGUGUGGAUAGGGCGUUUGUGCAUAUGGAUUAUGCGGAUUACAAUAUUCCGACGCAUUUGAUGCAGGAGAAUUGA